Messenger RNA from Alternaria burnsii, 4437 nucleotides. RefSeq names its product condensin subunit cut3. The transcript is spliced from 2 exons. The record is from RefSeq and is a predicted model, not a curated record. Gene Ontology annotation, biological process: mitotic chromosome condensation. Gene Ontology annotation, molecular function: ATP hydrolysis activity; protein binding; ATP binding. Gene Ontology annotation, cellular component: chromosome. NCBI's taxonomy places the organism in Eukaryota, Fungi, Ascomycota, Dothideomycetes, Pleosporales, Pleosporaceae. The coding region runs from base 1 to 4437 and encodes 1478 amino acids.
AUGGCUUCAAUCUCCCCGAGGAAGUCUACGCGCGCCGCUGCGACGCGCCGAAAGGCACCCGUUGUCGACGAUUCGGACCACGAGGAAAACAGGACACCGACACCCGAAGUCAAGCAGGAGGCAGACGAGGAGGAAUUCACACCAGCACCAGCACCGCUCAAGACGGGCCGGGGGCGGGGAAGGCCGCGGAAGACUGCAGCCCAGAAUGAAGAAGCGACGCCCAAACCCACGACGAGGCGGCGGACUCGCGUCACUGAGUCGGUCGAGCCCACGCAGACGCUGACCCCCGCGACAGAGAGGACCACGAGGGUGGCUUCACCCUCCAAGGCAGUGCCCAAGAAGCGUGGAAGGAAGCCCCGUUCCUCUGUUGCCCCAGCAUCCGUCGAGGAGGACUCCCAUUUGCUCACGCCUGAGCCCUCGAUAUCUCCUGAGCCUGAAGUUGAGCAGGCCUCCGAAGCCACGAUUACACCAAGCUCACCGCUCGCUGGUGCUACAGACGACACGGCGGAAGAUGUCGCCAACGACGCGGCGAGCGACGUUACAAUGACCGAUCGAACGCCAGAGCCGGCACCCGAGCCAGAACCCGUGCCCGAGCCAGUCGCUGAGGUUGCACAGAUAGAAGCGAAAGAGGAGACACCGGUACCAGAGCCAAAGAUGGAGGUUGAUACAUUACCAGAGCCCCAGCCGCCGGCCAAGGUCGCCGAGGAACUCAGCACGCAGCAAACCAUGCUUGAGCCCAUAGAUAUCGUGGUCAAGAGACGAGCGGCUGCCAUUCCAGCGCUGCACGAGCCAGUGGCGCCCAAGCAGCGGACAGUCAUCACCUGGCUUGUCCUCAACAACUUCAAGAGUUAUGCUGGUCGGCAGGAGGUUGGGCCCUUCCACGCCUCCUUCUCCUCCGUCGUGGGUCCCAACGGUUCCGGAAAGUCAAACGUCAUCGACUCGCUCCUGUUCGUCUUUGGCUUCCGCGCAAGCAAGAUGCGUCAGAGCAAGCUUUCCGCCCUCAUCCACAACUCAGCCGCCUUCCCAGAUCUGGAUUAUUGUGAAGUCGAAGUCCACUUCCAAGAAGUCAAAGACCUUGCAAACGGCGGCCACGAAGUCAUCCCUGACUCGCAGCUCGUAAUUUCCCGCAGAGCAUUCAAGAACAACUCGAGCAAAUACUACAUCAACAAGAAGGAGUCUACAUUUACCAUUGUCACGAAUUUGCUCAAAGACCGGGGUGUGGAUCUCGAUCACAAGCGCUUCUUGAUCUUGCAGGGCGAGGUUGAGUCGAUUGCGCAGAUGAAGCCAAAAGCACAGGGCGAACAUGACGAUGGUCUGCUUGAGUACCUCGAAGAUAUUAUCGGCACAUCCAAGUACAAGACACCUAUCGCUGAGUCUGAGGUCGAAGUGGAGAACCUGAAUGAAGUAUGUCGGGAAAAAAGCAGCCGUGUGCAGCACGUCGAAAAGGAGAAGAGCGGACUGGAAGAGAAGAAGAACAAGGCGCUUGCCUACAUCCGUGACGAGAAUGAGCUGGCCUCAAAGCAGUCCACCCUCUACCAGAUCUACGUCUCCGAGUUCGAUGAUCACAUUCAAGUCGCACAAGAGUCCGUCGGUCAGCUCCAGGCGCAAUUGGACGACGAGUUACAAAAACACCAGGGGAGUGAAGAAGAGAUCAAGGAACUGGAGCAACGAUACAAGAAGGGCGUGAAAGAGUGCGAUCAACUCGAGAAGAGAAACCAGGAGUACCAGAAAGAAGUGGCCCGUGUCGACAAGGAGACGGUCAAAUUUGAAGAGAAGAAGAAGUUUCUGGCUGGUAAGCAGAAGAAGCUAGAAAAGACCAAAGAGACAAGUGGCUAUGGUCGUUCUGAAGCGGAGAGUCUUGCGAAGCAGUAUUCCGCGGAUGUCGAGCGCUACAACGAGGAGAUUGCUGAGCUUGAGCAGAGCAUGGAGGUCGAAGCGAAGGAACUCGAAGUUGUUCGCAAGAGCUUGGCUGGUAAAACUCAGGGUCUCUCGGAUGAGAUCGCGGCAAAGCAGAAGUCUUUGGAACCUUGGAGCGCCAAGAUUAACGAAAAACAAUCGGCUAUUGCAGUCGCGCAGAGUGAAUUGGACAUUAUGCGCGAGCGUGAGAAUGCUGGCGCAAAGGGCAUCGCCGAAGUUGAGGCAAAGAUUGAAAGCUUGGAAGAAGCGAAACAGACCAAGGCUGCCGAGCUUGACGAAUGCAAAGCCGAAAGGAAGCGUGUCGAAAAGGAGGUUCGGAAGACACAGGCUAAGCUUGAGGAGAUAACUCAACAAGAGCCAUUGCUGAGAUCGAAGCUUUCUGGCGCAAGGGCUAAGGCGGAUGAAGCUCGUGCGAGCCUUUCUUCGGCUCAGACCCAGGGCAACGUUCUGACAGGCCUCAUGCGCCUGAAAGAAUCAGGACGUAUUGAUGGCUUCCACGGUCGACUCGGAAAUCUUGGUACCAUCGACCAGAAGUACGAUGUUGCUAUCUCUACAGCCUGUCCACAGCUGGACAACAUGGUUGUAGACACUGUGGAGUCUGGUCAGCAGUGCAUUGAGUACCUGCGGAAGAACAACCUUGGUCGCGCCAACUUCAUUCUUCUGGACCGCCUCGCGAAGCGUGACAUGUCCCCAGUUCAAACACCCGAAAACGUGCCGCGUCUUUUUGAUCUUGUUAAGCCUAAGCACGAAAAGCUCAAGCCCGCAUUCUUCCAGGUCAUGACAAAUACACUCGUAGCUGAGAAUCUCGAUCAAGCUGAGCGUAUCGCGUAUGGCGCAAAGCGAUGGCGAGUCGUCACUCUGGACGGCAAGCUUAUCGACACCGCGGGUACCAUGAGUGGUGGUGGAAGCAGAGUGGUCAAGGGAAAGAUGUCCUCCAAGCUUGCGUCUGACGUCUCAAAAGACCAGGUUACAAAGCUUGAGCAUGAUCGGGACGCGCUCGAACAGACUUUCGCCGAGUUCCAGCAAGAGCUGCGGGAGCUUGAGACUGCGCUGAGAAAUCUCAAUCAGCAAAUACCUGAAUUGGAUACCAAGUCGCAAAAGCUUGCGCUUGAACUGGAGAGCUUCGAUCGCAAUAUUGCAGAUUGUCAACGUCGCAUCGCAGAGUUGGGCAAUGAACAAACGUCCACAAAGACUGACAAGGGACGCAUCGCAUCACUGGAAAAGAACAUCGCCUCAAUGGAGAAGGAGGUCGCUAAGCUCCGUGCCGAGACUGAAGACAUCGAAGCCGAGAUCAAAGGUCUUCAGGACAAGAUUAUGGAGAUUGGUGGAGUCAAGCUACGAGGUCAGAAGGCCAAGGUCGAUGGUCUAAAAGGGCAGAUUGACACUCUGACCGAGCAAGUAUCAAAUGCCCAGGUCGCCAAGUCAAAAGAAGAGAAGCAGCGUGCUAAGCACGAGAAAGCGCACAACGAUGCUAUCAAGGAGCUGGAAAAGCUCGCUAUCGAUGCAGAGCAGGUUGAAGAGGACAUGGCUUCGCAACAACGCGAUGUUUCCGGAAUUCGACAACAAGCUGAAGAGGCGCAAGAAGAGCUUGAGACCAGGAAAGAGGAGCUGCAGGUAGUCAAGAAGGAUCUUGACGAGAAGUUAGCGGAACUCAACGAGACGCGUGCAGUCGAAAUCGAAAUGCGCAACAAGCUCGAAGAGAGCCAGAAGACUUUGAAUGAGUACCAGAAGAAACAAGCCUACUUCCAUGACAAGCUGAGCAAGCUCUCGUACCAGAGCGUUACCGACCUGGGCGAAGAGCAGGAGGGUGAAGGUCAGGGCCUUCCAUCUUACAGUAAAGACGAGCUUCAAGACAUGGACAAGGCCACCCUCAAAGACCAAAUCGCCCACUUGGAGAAGAAGAACGAAUCCACACAAGUCGACCUAGCUGUCCUCGCCGAAUAUCGCAAGCGUGUCGAAGAGCACGCCGCACGCUCCACAGAUCUCGCCUCUGCUGUCAGCGCCCGUGACGCAGCAAAGCAUAAAUGCGAAGAGCUCCGACGCCUCCGCAAGGAAGGUUUCAAGGCUGGGUUUGACAUCAUCACUGCCCGCCUUAAGGAGAUGUACCAGAUGAUCACCAUGGGUGGUAACGCCGAACUGGAAUAUGAGGAUACACUUGACGCCUUUUCCGAGGGCAUUCGCUUCUCCGUCAUGCCUCCGAAAAAGUCAUGGAAGAACAUCAGCAACUUGUCUGGUGGUGAGAAGACGUUGAGUUCUCUGGCUUUGGUAUUUGCUCUACAUCACUACAAGCCUACGCCAUUGUAUGUCAUGGACGAGAUUGACGCAGCCCUGGACUUCCGAAACGUGAGCAUCGUGGCGAGUUACAUCAAAGAGAGGACGAAGAAUGCUCAGUUCAUUGUCAUCUCACUCAGAAACAACAUGUUCGAGCUUGCGUCGCGGUUGGUGGGCGUUUACAAGGUUAAUCAUAUGACGAAGAGUGUUACGAUUGAAAACAAAGACUAUAUCACCGGACGGGCUUGA